This is a messenger RNA of Tupaia belangeri chinensis (Chinese tree shrew), 1301 nucleotides long. RefSeq names its product nescient helix-loop-helix 2 (gene NHLH2). The transcript has 3 exons. The record is from RefSeq and is a predicted model, not a curated record. Gene Ontology annotation, biological process: regulation of transcription by RNA polymerase II. NCBI's taxonomy places the organism in Eukaryota, Metazoa, Chordata, Mammalia, Scandentia, Tupaiidae. The coding region runs from base 75 to 494 and encodes 139 amino acids. Gene Ontology annotation, molecular function: DNA-binding transcription factor activity, RNA polymerase II-specific; protein dimerization activity; RNA polymerase II cis-regulatory region sequence-specific DNA binding.
UCACUAUCACCUCGAAUUUUAACUCUAAAAGAUUGGAGAAAAGAUUAUCGAAAAGGCUUUGGCAAGCCUCCAAAAUGAUGCUGAGUCCGGAUCAAGCCGCAGACUCGGACCAUCCCAGCUCUGCGCACUCGGAUCCGGAGUCGCUGGGCGGCGCGGAUGCCAAGGUGCUGGGCAGCGUGUCGGACCUGGAGCCGGUGGAGGAGGCCGAGGGCGACGGCAAGGGCGGCAGCCGGGCCGCUCUCUACCCGCAUCCGCAGCAGCUGAGCCGCGAGGAGGACCGCGAGGAGAAGCGCCGCCGCCGGCGCGCCACGGCCAAGUACCGCUCGGCUCACGCCACCCGCGAGCGCAUCCGCGUGGAGGCCUUCAACCUGGCCUUUGCCGAGCUCCGCAAACUGCUGCCCACGCUGCCCCCGGACAAGAAGCUCUCCAAGAUCGAGAUCCUGCGCCUGGCCAUCUGCUACAUCUCCUAUCUCAACCACGUCCUGGACGUGUAGGGCCGGGGGCGCCGCGGGAGGCCGCCUGUCCUGGCGUCGGAGGAACGCGACAGUCCCAGGCGGCCGCGGACGGCGUGGCGUUGGCGGCCUGUGGCCCAGCAGAACCACUGCCGCGAGAGACAAGGACGGGGGAAGAAGCUCGCAACCUGUUCUCUCUGGUCAGCCGGGCAACGAGGGAAGGUGUCCGACGCGGGGAGGUGGGGUUGCCUGGCGAACCCUGUAGCCAGGGCUCCAAGGAGAGAUUUUCCAAGCCGGGAGAACUUCCUGGAGGCACCCCACAAUGAGUUGCCUCCAGGCCUCUCCUGGGCAUGUUAGGAUCCCUUUGAGGGUUGUUGCUUUAACCCACUGGAGACUUUGAGUUCUCCUACAUUUUUCUCCCACAAGUCCUGUUUUGAAAGAACGAGGGCAGAAGCUCAGAGUUACAGGCUCCUAACUUUAGACUACCCGGAAUUUUUCGAAUUGACAAAUCACCAAACAUUGGGGAGGAGGGAGGAGGGAAUCUCUUCCAUAUAGAGAUCUAAGGCACAGAAAAGUGGAAUAGGAAACUUUCUGUUCCGUUGUGAAAGGGAAGAUUAUACUAGAAUCCAAAUUAAAAAAAAAAAAAGAAUAUUUGGUAAGGUUGAAAAGACAAAUAGAAACGCUGGGAGGGUUUCAACUUGAUGAGAUUGUAACCCCAAGAUGUGACACUCAUGUAGACAGGAAAGUCCAUAUUUCCAUGGAAAAUUUAAUCUCUGAUUGCUUUUCAGGCGAAGUGCCCCUUUAUAUAUCCAAAAACAUCUAUUUGUGACCUUAAAUUUGUGGACCUAU